CGGAAAGAUCGCACCUUGGCGGAGUUUAUGCUUAUGUUGGAUGAGUAUGAGCCCCUGAUCCCGAACGAGGUCACGGAUUACUACCUUCAACGGGUCGGAUUCGAGACUGAGGACGUUCGAUUAAAACGGCUACUCUCACUUGCUGCUCAAAAAUUUAUAUCCGACAUUGCCUCCGAUGCAUUCCAGCACGCUCGUGUGCGAACGAAUGCGACGCCAUCAGGUAGACAGAAAGCUCCAGAGAAGUCACAGAGUGGUGCAUCUGGUGCAGGUGGAGCUUCGGGUUCGUCGAGUUUAGCAAAGGACAAGUCCAGAACGGUACUUACUAUGGACGAUCUGGGCUCCGCUUUGGCAGAGUAUGGGAUCAAUGCCCGCAAGCCGGAGUUCUUCCUAUAACUCGAUGGUCCCUUUAACUUAUUCUCAUCGC
Cantharellus anzutake is the source of this 424-nucleotide messenger RNA. Its product is annotated as transcription initiation factor TFIID 23-30kDa subunit-domain-containing protein. The coding region runs from base 28 to 393 and encodes 121 amino acids. The record is from RefSeq and is a predicted model, not a curated record. Gene Ontology annotation, biological process: transcription initiation at RNA polymerase II promoter. The transcript is spliced from 4 exons. NCBI's taxonomy places the organism in Eukaryota, Fungi, Basidiomycota, Agaricomycetes, Cantharellales, Hydnaceae. Gene Ontology annotation, molecular function: RNA polymerase II general transcription initiation factor activity; promoter-specific chromatin binding. Gene Ontology annotation, cellular component: SAGA complex; nucleus; transcription factor TFIID complex.